Pelmatolapia mariae (spotted tilapia) is the source of this 1701-nucleotide messenger RNA. It is a transcript of the gene cxcr3.2, whose product is annotated as chemokine (C-X-C motif) receptor 3, tandem duplicate 2. The record is from RefSeq and is a predicted model, not a curated record. The coding region runs from base 64 to 1170 and encodes 368 amino acids. The transcript is spliced from 2 exons. Gene Ontology annotation, molecular function: C-C chemokine receptor activity; C-C chemokine binding. Lineage: Eukaryota; Metazoa; Chordata; Actinopteri; Cichliformes; Cichlidae. Gene Ontology annotation, biological process: calcium-mediated signaling; cell chemotaxis; G protein-coupled receptor signaling pathway. Gene Ontology annotation, cellular component: membrane; external side of plasma membrane.
UCUCAUCUCCCUUGGAAGGUUUUAGGUCUUCUGCUGGCUCGCCGUCCAAUCCCAGAUUCAGUCAUGUCAACCACAGACAAUAUCUGGGAUUAUGAUUAUUAUGGAAAUAUGACAGAAGCUGUUGCAGCUCCGUGCUUACAGGAAGACAUCUAUGGUUUUGCAGAGAAGUUCUCCCCUGUGGUAUACAGCCUGGUGUUUGUCUUGGCAGUUGUUGGCAACGUGCUGGUGCUGUGUGUGAUCAGACGCUACAGAAUCUCUCAGAGUGGUGGAGCUUGUGCCUUUUCCUUAACAGACACCUUCCUCCUUCACCUGGCCAUUUCAGACCUUCUUCUGGCCUUCACUCUGCCCCUGUUUGCAGUGCAAUGGGCUCACCACUGGAUGUUCGGCUUGGCUGUUUGCAAGAUCUCAGGUGCUCUCUUCUCCUUAAACCGGUACAGUGGCAUCCUCUUCCUGGCCUGCAUCAGCUUUGACAGAUACCUGGCAAUCGUUCAUGCCAUCAGCUCAAGUUGGAAACGAAGCACAUGCCAUGCUCAGUUUGCAUGUGCCAUUAUCUGGGCAGUCUGUCUGGGCUUGAGUGGAAUUGACAUUUACUUUAAACAAGUGGUAAUGAUAGACCUUGUCGGUCAGCAGAGGGGGCCCGUGUGCCAGGUGUGGUUCACUGAAAACACUUUACAGUGGCAGGUGGGGCUGGAAUUUGUCAGUGUAGUUCUGGGCUUUGGGGUUCCCCUCCUAGUUAUGCUCUACUGCUACAUCCGGAUCUUCAGGUCUCUGUGCAAUGCCUCUCGCCGCCAAAAGCGCAAGUCUCUCCGCCUCAUCAUCUCCUUAGUGUCUGUAUUUGUAAUCUGUUGGGCUCCAUACACCUGCUUCCAGCUGGCAGAUAGUCUGCUAAGGCUGGGUGUGUUAAGUGCAUCCUGUGAGCUUGGCUAUGUGCUUGACGUUGGAACUCUGAUCACUGAAAGUCUGGGACUGUCACACUGUGCCCUCAAUCCUCUGCUGUACGGCUUUGUAGGAGUGAAAUUUAGGCGGGAGCUAGUCAGAAUGUGUAAGGGGCUACUGGGACAGAGGAGCUGGCUGGCAAUGGAAGGGUGGCGAGAGCGAAGGCUUAGAAAAGCCACGGGAUCAUUCAGUUCUGCAGAGAGUGAAAACACCUCGUAUUCUGUCAUGGUGUGAUUUUAGUCAGAGAUACAUAAAGAGAAAGGAAGAUGAAAAUAUAUUUUUGUGGUUUUGGGUGUGAAGCUUGUAUUGUAAAGUGUGGUGAAAACUGAAAUAAAAUGUUCUCAAAAAUAUUUGCUACAUGUUAUUGGUGCUUUUUUGGAAGUUUGCAGUUUGUAUUGUUUUGAUUUCUUUGGUGUGUGACACGAGCAAUGGAGUAAAACCGAUUGCAAAAUGCUGAUGGUGUCACAAAAUAUUUCUUGCUAACUUACUGUGAAAUUUUUUGAUUUCUACAUACUCCUAAAAAGCUUGAUCAGCAGUAUUGGGUAACGUUUGCAUAAGUACUCAGAGUCAGAUCUCAUGUAUUUAUUCCCAGUAGAUUGUAAAUUUUUAAAAGAUUUUAAAUCUGUAUAUGUUAUAAUUUAUGUCGUAGCAUGUAUAAAUCAAUCAUCCUAUUUGUGUGCUUCAAAAUGUUUAGUGCUGCAAAAGAUGAAAUGGCUAUGGCUCUUCUUAAAUUUUCUAUGUAUCAUUGAAACGCAACCUUUAUUU